Molecule: messenger RNA, 2905 nt
Organism: Aspergillus alliaceus
Lineage: Eukaryota; Fungi; Ascomycota; Eurotiomycetes; Eurotiales; Aspergillaceae
Exons: 6
Coding region: 1-2754 (917 amino acids)
Biological process (GO): nucleoside metabolic process
Molecular function (GO): catalytic activity; protein binding; ADP binding
Source: RefSeq, a predicted model, not a curated record
AUGAACUCUUUUACGCACGACGACUACACAAUUGCGUGGAUAUGCGCCUUGUCGCUGGAGGUGGCGGCGGCCCGUACCUCCGCCGAUCCGAAUGCCUACGAAGUUGGCGAAUUGAACGGCCACUGUAUUGUCAUUGCCUGCCUACCAGCUGGUGUAUACGGAACAGUUUCUGCCGCGACUGUAGUGUCUCGCAUGUGUCUAACGUUUCCCCGGCUUCAAUAUGGACUGAUGGUGGGAAUUGGAGGCGGGGUCCCAGGCAACAACAAUGACAUUCGACUAGGCGAUGUGGUGGUCAGCAAGCCAGUUGGAAAGUAUAUUCAAGGUGGGCAAUUCGAGUCAACAGGCACCUUGAAUAAACCACCACAGGCCUUUUUAACCCAUAUGGGUCAGCUUGAGGCAAAAACAAUGACUGAGGGCAAGCAUACUCUUUCCAAAAUAGUAGAAAGAUUUUCGCCCCCAGAACAGCAUAUGGACUUCUUGUUUCAUUCCUCUUAUCAUCAUGCCACCAAGGAAGAUACCUGUGGAAAAUGUGAUAAGGAACAAUUAAUCAAGCGACAACCACGUGACACCAGGACGCCUUAUAUCCAUUACGGGCUGAUUGCAUCUGGGGAUCAGGUGAUAAAGGACUCAGAAACACGAGACCGUCUAGCUCAACAGUAUGGGAUACUAUGCUUUGAGAUGGAGGCAGCAGGCUUUAUGGAUGAACUUCCUACUCUUCAGAAAGAGUGGCAGGGAUAUGCAGCUUUGACAGCAGCUGCCUAUACAAAACUUUUAUUAUCAGUUAUACCUGUUUGCCGAACAGAGUGCGGCUCGCUAAAGCGCAAUAGCAUGCAGCACUGGAUGGUCUCACUAGAAAAAAAUCCAAGAUUUGUUGGUCGUGAGGAUGAGAUUUUGAAGUUAGAAGAAUUUCUUACAAUGCAAGAUGGGCCCAGGAGGAUUGCGAUCACCGGGUUAGGGGGGGUUGGAAAGACACAAGUAGCCCUAGAGGUAGUAUACCGCAUACGGAGCCAAGAUAAGGAGUGCUCUAUUUUCUGGGUUCCCUGUACCAGCUAUUCAAUGAUUGAGCAGGCGUUCCUGAAUAUUGCGCAGAAACUCGGAAUCCAUAACAUAAAGCCAGCAGAGGUGAAAGAACAGAUUAAGUUAUAUCUCAGCUCCAAGCGUGCCGGGAAAUGGCUGCUGAUUUUUGAUAACGCGGACGAUACAGAGAUGUGGUUAACAACUAAUAAUACUGCUCCCGCCCUUGAGGACUUUCUCCCUCAGAGUGAACAGGGCCAUAUUAUAUUCACUACCCGUAAUGGGGAGCUUGCAGUGGAGCUCACAUCUUCUAAUAUCAUUUCUAUUCCAGAUGUGGAUAAAGAAACUGCAUGGAAUAUCCUAGAGAGUUUAUUAUUGAACAAAGCGUUGCUCAAGGACCAUAUCAUAACAGCCACCCUCCUGGAGCAACUGGCAUUCCUUCCACUGGCAAUCGCACAGGCAUCCGCAUACAUUAACAAAAAGCGGUUAAGUCUGUCUGCAUACUCCACACUUUUACAAGAGGAAGAACAAGAGGCUGUGGAACUGCUCAGCGAAGACUUUCGGGAUCCAGGACGCUAUAAAGAUAUCCAGAACCCUGUGAUCACCACCUGGUUAAUAUCCUUCAAGCAGAUUCAGCGUCAAAGUCAAGCAGCAGCAGACUAUCUAUCUUUUAUAGGCUGUAUCAAUCCGCGAAAUAUUCCACAGUCUCUUCUUCCUCUCCAAUCAACAAAGAAACAGAGACUUGAUGCUUUGGGGCUUCUGAAUGCCUACUCAUUUACUAGCAGCCAAGGCACGGAUAUAAGUAUGCACAGACUGGUGCAUAUAGCGACUCGGAACUGGCUUAGAAAGCAAAGGGUGUUUUCUCACUGGGUCCAUAGAGUGGCUGGACAAAUGGACAUAGUUUUUCCAGAUAACCACCACAAUAAUAGAGGACUUUGGCGAGAAUACCUCCCUCAUGCUUUGGCACUUGCGUAUGAAAAUGAAUUCAUUAUACAACAGGAACAAUAUCUUCAUUUAAUUGAGAAGAUUGCAGAUUGCCUUGGUAGCGAUGGAAGAUACCACGAAGCAGAGGUACUAUACAACAGGCUGAUAAGUAUCAAUCAGGAGAAAAAUGGUCAAGAGCAUCCCUCCACUCUGAUCAGCAUGGCGGACCUGGCAUCGACCUACCGGAAUCAGGGACGAUGGAAUGAAGCCGAGAAGCUGCAGGCGCAAGUGAUGGAAACGUCCAAGAUAGGACGAUGGGAUGAAGCCGAGGAGCUGGAGGUGCAAGUGAUGGAGACAAGGAAGACAGUGCUAGGAGCUGAGCAUCCUGGCACUCUGACCAGCAUGGCGAACCUUGCCUACACCUGGGAAUCCCAAGGGAAGCUACACGAUGCCAUGGCCCUAAUGGAAAAUUGCUCUGAACUGCGCAGCAAAGUAUUAGGACCUAAUCAUCCGGAUGCCAGAGCCUCCUCUCAUACUCUUAGUCACUGGAAGCACGAGCAUAUCUCCAAUAGAACACCAGAGCCAGCGCCCUCUCAAAUUGCAUGUUCGCCGUAUGUGCCGGAAAUUUCAACGGGAAAUGCAGAAACUACGAUAGCUACUCAGCUAUCCCAUCAGGAGUAUGUCAAGCCACUUCCUCCUCAGAGACAAUCUGCAAAUCCAUUUCUUAGGAGUCAAUUUCUUAGUCACCCCCUUAUCAUACUUUCCAGAGCAAACUCACCUGCGUCAGGUCAUCAACACUUACAAGAAGUUGAUUGAUUUUGCAUUGGCGGGUAAAAUUAUACUGUGGUUCACCCCCAAGCCUCGCUAAUUUAGCACUCAGCCGUCAAGGAUGCUACGGAUGCCCACCCCUGGCCUUGGGUACAGCGAGCGGCGGGUUUAUAUCAUGGGAUUCUACAUUCUAUAGACU